Messenger RNA from Sclerotinia trifoliorum, 2300 nucleotides. The record is from the annotation of a GenBank genome assembly. Lineage: Eukaryota; Fungi; Ascomycota; Leotiomycetes; Helotiales; Sclerotiniaceae.
AGGUUGAUAAAGAGAUGGAUUCCCUCAUGAUGUUUGUUGUGCUACCUCUUCCUCUAGUCAUCUUUCCUCCUCCAUUCUUUCCCUCAUCCCUCUUCUACUCUUCAUCAUUGAAAGAUUCAAUUGUUUGACCGCCAAUUGAUCUCAUCAACCCUUCUUCAAUCAUGAUGUACCCCAAGACCGCCAUUUGUGCGGGAUUGCUUUCUCAAGCUCUCCCAGCAUAUGGUGCCGUUAUGGAAAAGUUGGCCGCAGUUCCUAGCGGAUGGACUGUUGCAGAAACAGAUUCAAGUACAGCUAUCACUCUGGCCGUUGGUCUUGCAAUGCAAAAUAUCGAUCAAUUAGAAGCCAAACUUCUUGCUGUUUCAACCCCCGGAAAUGCGGAUUAUGGAAAUCAUCUCGAUGCUGAUGAGGCUAAUGCUUUGUUUGCUCCUUCUGCCGAUGCAAGUAAUGCUGUUACUUCAUGGCUAACGAGUGCUGGUGCCUAUAACGUUGUGAGCGAUGGAUCGACUGUUACUUUUGCGGCAACCAUUGAGAAGGCCAACUCGAUCCUCAAUGCAACUUUCCAGACCUACACAAAUAAUGGUGUAACGAAAGUCAGAACUACUCAAUACUCGGUUCCGAACCAUCUUGCUGAACAUAUCGACCUCAUCUCUCCAACAACCUAUUUCGGAAAGACCGUGGCAAAUGCUCCAACUAAGGUUACAAAAAAGAAUACCUCAGCUACUAAAGUAACAGUUGAUGCUUCUUGCUCAACAUCCAUCACUCCUAAAUGUAUCAAGGAAUUGUACAAUGUUGGAAACUAUGCCCCUUCAGCUACUUCCGGUAGCAGAAUCGGAUUCGGUAGUUUCCUUAAUCAAUCAGCUCUCUAUGCUGAUCUUUUCCAAUACGAGAGUUACUUUGGUAUCCCAUCACAAAACUUUUCAGUUACUCUCAUCAAUGGAGCUACCAAUGAUCAGAAUCCAGCUACUGCUCAAAACGGAGAGGCUAACCUCGAUGUUCAAAACAUCAUUGGUGUUGCUCAUCCUUUACCUGUUCAGGAAUUCAUCACUGGUGGUUCACCACCAUUCGUUCCUAAUAUUGAUGAGCCAACUGCGGCGGAUAACUCCAAUGAGCCAUAUUUGCCAUAUUAUGAGUACUUGUUGAGUCGACCAAACUCGGAUUUACCACAAGUUAUCUCAAACUCCUAUGGUGAUGAUGAAGAUGUAUGUUACCUUGAUUCUUUUCAUUCUCCAGUUUCAACAUGGUGUUCAUUGCUAACCCAAUAUUCAGACAGUUCCAUAUGCCUAUGCCGUUCGAGUCUGCAACUUAAUCGGUAUCAUGGGUCUUCGAGGUAUCUCCGUUCUCGAAUCAUCAGGGGAUACCGGUGUAGGAGCAGGAUGCGUUGCCAACGAUGGAAAAGACACACCAUACUUCCAACCUCAAUUCCCUGGUACAUGUCCAUACAUUACAUCUGUUGGAGGUACCCAAUCAGUUUCUCCCGAAGUCGCUUGGGUUGAUGGUUCAGGAGGAUUCUCAAACUACUUCCCAACCGCCUGGUACCAAACCGCUGCUGUAGCUGGAUACUUGACCGAACAUAUCACUCCAUCCACAAAGAAAUACUAUGAGAGCUAUACCAAUUUCUCCGGAAGAGGAUUCCCAGAUAUUUCCGCUCACAGUUUAACUCCUGAGUAAGUCACCAUCAUUACCAAUAAUCCCUUCCCAUCUUCUAACACAAACCCCAUAGUUACCAAGUCGUCUACUCCGGCAAACUCUCUCCCUCAGGUGGUACAUCCGCCGCCGCCCCUGUCGUAGCAGCCAUCCUCGGUCUCCUCAACGACGCCCGCUUCAAAGCAGGUAAAUCCGCCCUCGGUUUCGUCAACCCUCUCCUCUAUCUCCUCGGCACAAGCGCUCUUAACGAUAUCACCGGCGGAGGAAGCAUAGGCUGUAAUGGUGUCAAUGGACAAACGGGCGCUAAGAUUCCAGGUGGUGCCGUUAUUCCUUAUGCGACGUGGAACGCGACCAAGGGAUGGGAUCCAGUUACUGGGUUGGGAACUCCGGAUUUUGAGAAAUUGAAGCAGUUGGUUUUGAGUUAUUAGAUGGAUGGGGGGUGGAUUGAUGUUGAGGUUGAGGUUGAGAGCUGAAGGAAGGAUGCUGCUUAGAGGAUGUGGGCGGUGGGAAGAAAGGGAUCUCUUUGAGGGAUUAUUUAUAUGAAUGAUGUGAAUGACUGAUGAAAGAUGAAAAGAUUACAUAGCUUAUGAAGAUAUAUAAGCUUAGCUUUUAGAUGAUAAAUGAAUGAUAAUAUAUUUAUACCUAUCUUUAUAUAU